UUGUUGCCGCGACGUCCGUCCUCCGUCCAUGCCCGUCAGGCGACGGAUCGACGAAGCGCUGCUGCCUGGGUCGACAAAAGCAUUGGUCCCGCGCUGAACAGUGCGUUCUGCGUUACAGGGCUGAUCCGCGACACUACAGCAUAGCGAACAUACUACCGACUUCAGGAGCACCAUCAACGGUACUGGAUUUAUGAUCGCCGGUCGAUUUUUGUCCCGUUGAGUUACGUCUCAUAGAAAACAACUAUGCUAGAGAGCUAGCCAGCCAUGCUACGGAUCAUGUAAGCUUUACAGUGGUGUGGUAGUUUACUAAAUUUCGUACGGUCAAUUAGAGACAAAACGAAAACGGCUAAUAGGUGACAAAGAAAUCGAAGUGGACUGCAGCUACGUCUCAACAGAGCAGCCUCGUGAAGGAAGGGUUGAGUCGUUUCACUGAGUGACUGACUGCAGCGUCUCAAAAGUGUAUGAUUCAGAUGAGAACGCGCAAGUUGUGGACGUAAACAGUUCAAAACACCCGCACGGGAACAUCAACAUUAAAUUGGAACGAACAGGACUAUGAUUCCUCUGAUUAGAAGCGUGCCGCGUACUUCUUCGUGCUGUUUCGAAAGUCUGUUCCAAAUUGGAAGCGGAUGGCUUAAUAGAAGGGAGUCCCUCUAGCAAGGACCUGAAGCUGGUUACAUUUAGUUCCGUCAUUCCGGGCAAGUGUCUCCUACGUUCGUUCGUAAGAACAUCACGUAGGGAUAAUCUGGCAGACUCGGCUCUCACGGACUCAACAACGCUAGUAGCGUUGGUGUCGUUUCUUCGGAGAGCUCUCAGCCCUGGUAGUAUGGCUGCUCUGAGCGGGGCAACAAGUCCAUCUGAAUGAUCGGAGCAUACAAACAUUCGUAGCACGAUAGGGGACGUGUGCUAGAACACGACAGUGAGCUGCCAAGUGAUUGGUAUCGUGCGCUGGAAUCGCUCUAAACACCGUAGAGAGAAGAUCAGCUGCGAGUGAGUAUCUCCGAGUUAGAAAUCACCAGGCGAGCCGGCGACAGAGCGUGAAGACGAAAGAGACCACUUCGUACUUCGUUCGGCUGCCGCCCUGCGGAGGAGGAGGUGGUGGGACGAAGUGUUUGGCUUCACGAAUUCGACCUCGAAUAACAGUAUCCAAUAGACAGCAGCACCGCGAAGCAGAAGUAGAGGAAAAAAGCUUUGAAAUAGUGUCACGCAAACUUCGUAACGAGUGCCACAUGCAAUAAAAAGGUAGGAGACCGUCAAAUGCAAAUGAUCAUAUGUGAACCGUCUGGAUUGGAUGGCGCGCGAAUAGCUCGGCGUGGCCGACUAUUCAGCCAGUGCUAUUUGAAGCAGUAGAAGCUAAAAUGAUGAUCAACUAGUGCACGCCCAGUGUAACCGAUUUGUUCUUCACUAUGUACGACCGAACUUUCGACACGUUCUGUAGUUGACGGUUACUAGUUUUUUGAUGUACUGCGUAUAUCCGUACUUAUGUGUACAUAUCCUGUGUCCAGCUAAUGAAAUCACCGACCGGAACAGGGUCAGGAAUACGACGCCGUUAAUAUCAUCAUCGUCAUCAUUAAACGAAUAGAACUUAGCGGAGAGCGCACCUGCGGUGUAUGCUUACUAUUUAUGAGCGCGUUCUGUAGUUCUUCUCGAAGGAACAAAUCUCAUGUACUGCGGCUUCCACGAUCCAUGUGUUUUUUUCUCUCCCACCUACUAUAUCUCUUUCUGCUAGUUUCUGUACCUGUGCGUCUGCCUCUCUGUCAACAUCGCUUCCGGCGUCACUGCGUGACGAUGAGGGUCCUACCUAGGUUUUACCUGUGGGAACCAAAAGACUAAAGCGGCCAGGACAGAGCCGGCGUUCACACGCGCUGCUUGCUCGUCGAUGCAUCCGCCGUUGUCUAGCUGCCAGUCAGAGAAGGUCUCACUUCCACUAAAGGCAGACAGAUCGGACAAUACAGCCGCCAGCUGCGGACCGUCACCAGCACUUUUGUUACCGGCAAAACCAGGCACUAAAUAUAAAUAAAUGUAUCGCUAGUAGUUAAGAAGAACCGAAGCGGUGCGGACUACGGCAGCAUCAGAUAUUAGUAUUGAGGAUAACUACCAGCGCGUUAAGAUUCAUUCAGAUUACGUAUACCCCCCACCCCUCAAACCCUCACCGGCGUCAUUCCGACUAGACGAUAGCUGGUCACAAAGCUCCGUCGACGCCGAACGUGGCGCACUGAGGCCGAUCAGUUCUGAGCAGCCAAUGUGAUGUCUUGAUUGAGAGAGCGUCACAGUGGAGGGUAAGAACGAAAAGGAAAAGGGUAAAGAACAAAUAAAAAUCAGGAGCUCGAAUAGAUAGAACGUCAAAAACGCCAUGACGAAGGCGCCAGCGACGGAAACGACGCUGUUACAAUUGUUGCCGACAACACUUUGCUUUUAGGUGGACUAGACAAAAAUAUAUGAAAAGGCAAUCAUCAGUAGACUGAGAGUGGGGACGUUUCGAUACGUUCGCGUUGCAGUUAGCGUUCGAAGCGCGUUAGAUGCAACUUCCGCUCCUGCCAAUAAUAAUAGUACUGCUAUUAUUAUUACGUGUUCGACUUCAUACGGUGGUUCCGCGAACGCUAAUCUAGCGUCAGAUGGUUAUGUAUGGGUGCGACGACGUUGUAGCAGGCUUAAGUUAGCCUCAUGUUCAAUUAAAAUAAACCAUGUUAAACAGACAACGCUGACAAUGCUUCUGAUCUAUUGUGGAAUAGAGCAGCAAUGUUUUGGUGGUUGAGCGGGGUCUAAAAGCUUUUUCCGUUAUUGUACGGUCUUGCGUGAUGUUGAUAUGAACGUGAGCGUGCUAAUAAUCGUCCAGUGAUUAUGUGAACUGAAUACUGCAAUGUUUGCAAGAAGGUACGACUUCACGGAGUGAAUAAAAGGUGGUCCUCUUUACACUUCAAGCAACAGGAUGGGCGCACAAUGUACUACGGUAAAUGGCAGCUAUAAGGAGGCGAAGCUGCGCUCUGAAGAAAUCGAUCGUCAGCUAAAUCAGUUUGCCACGCAAGAGAGCAGCGUGUCAAAGAUUCUCCUAUUAGGUACCGGUGAAAGUGGCAAAAGUACAUUGGUAAAACAGAUGAAGGUUAUUUAUAAUGAGGGUUUCAGCGAUGAGGAACUCUUGUCGUUUCGACCUACCAUCCUUGACAAUCUUCUCAGUUCGAUGAAGUACACGCUAGCUGGAAUGGGUCUACUACGAAUUCGAUUGGGCAACCCACGAAACAAAUCUGCGGCAAAACUCGUUUUGUCACAUCCGGCAAUCCCACCAGUCGGCGAAAAUGAGACAAAUUAUUAUUACACGCUAAGUGACGAAACGAUCCGGGCAUUAGAGGCCCUUUGGCGAGAUCAAGGCGUCCGCACAGCGGUGCUCAGAGGUCAUGAGUACGAGCUCAACGAUUCUGCUAUGUACCUAUUUGAAAAUAUCGAACGACUAACAUCGGAGAAGUACGAGCCGUCUGUCCGCGAUGUUUUACGAGCCCGUGUCCGAACGAACGGCGUCAUCGAGACCGAGUUUAUUGCGUGCCAAGGAGCGUUACGGGCACGAGUUCUUGAUGCCGGCAUCUCCUUGAAUUCUGCCACACCUUAUUGGACAGUAUCAAAAUGGAUGCGGUGUUUCGAGGACGUACGAGCUGUUAUCUUUGUUGUAGCGUUGUCUGGCUACGAUAUGCUGAUGCAGACUGAACCUAAUCUCAAUCGACUGCAGGAUAGCAUUGAGUUAUUUCGAAAAAUUGGUACAAAUCGUUAUUUCCAAAGCUGUUUGAUGAUUUUGUUUUUGAAUAAAAUGGAUCUCUUCCGGCAAAAAAUACUCUAUUCGAAACGUCAUCUUAGGUAUUACUUCUCCGAGUUCCGAGGACCUGAUGAGAAUGUUGACUCCGCGGCUUUAUUUGUGCAAAGUAAACUUUUGACGGCUACGCAGCGUCCCGUUUUUCCGCAUUUCACUACAGCCGUUGACACAGCUAAUGUGAAAGCAGUCUUCGAAACUGUUCUUACUACGAUACUUAAAAUGAAUAUUGACGCUUAUCAGCUUUUAUAGCCGUUGAGUUCCGUUGCCACGUGUCCUUCCAUAUAAGUAUCGAAUACAGACUGCACAAUAAUUUGAACUCCAUUUUCAUUACUAUAUCAUCUAACACUAACAAUAGGAAGUGUUAUCAUACGAAGUUAAUCAUUUUUCCAAUAGUGAAACACACAAACCAGAAACGAGGAUCAGGAUCGCUAUCUAUUAGCACACAGUCAAUACCGAUAACGAGAUAAUAUUGUCGCAAAAUGACCAAGAAUUCAUACUUCUUUUCAACAUAGCGCCCUGAAUAGAACAUUAGUCAUCGUCCUGUUUUAUCACUAUUAGUAAUAACAUUUUUUGUCUCAACGUUGGCAAAGGAUGAUGAAAGAAGUAACUUAUAAGAAGUGAACGAAACUGCGACAGUUUUCGAUGUGAUUACUUCGUAGCCUCGCACGCCUGUUGGGAAAACCCAAAAUAGAUUCUGCAACAUUUCCCCUGGUAAUCUCUGAAGCAAUACCUGAAGAUGAUUUUGAAGAUUUCUUUAUAGAUAUAAAGGAUAUAGAUAAUAUUCGGUUCGAAAUUGCACGUCAUUGUGCUCCUGCUACAACAUCGCACAAUUAUUAGUUACGAAUCAUCUUGAGUCUCAAUAAAUACAUUUUAAGGUUACACGUUUCACUUAACCUGCCAGCUACUCCUGUCGCUUAAAGCACUGGUGAAUUUUUUGUGUACAUAAAUACAGUUUUUGUAUACAUAAAUGAACGUAAACACACAAUACACUUUGGUAAUGUAGAGGCAAUACUUCUAAAUUGUUCGAAGCAUACGUGCGUCAUGAAUAGAAUGCUGGUAGAUGCUAUAUAUAGAACCUUAAGUUUAUAUAUAUAAAUAUAUAUAUAUAUAUACGUUUCAAGAGUAAAAGUAAUUCAUUACUUGAAACCAUGGCUACAACCAUAUUUAAAAAAAACGCCACAUCGACCAAAUUAAAACGUCGAAAUCAACAUAUGAUGUUUUUAUGUUUUUCGGUUUUGUUACGCACAUAGAACUCGCGCAACAGCCCGCUGAAGUAGCGCAAGAAGAACGAUAAUCUGCUUUACAUUAGAAGAUAAAGAGAUAUGCUGAUUUGGUAUUCAAUGUCUGUUUGUUAUAUCGUGUACGACAUUUAUUAUAAACCAAGGGAAGUUACUUUGAACUAAUCAUAGCCAUUUUCCCAACAAUAAAUUACUUAUUUGUUUACUAUUUAACCGUGUUUUAAAGAAAAUCCUUGAUUGAUUCGUUGGCGUGCGAGAAAUUCUCUUCUGAUGUUAAAGCUAUUAUCUCUAUAUACUUUUUACACGUAUUUUAGACGCGGCUUGUGGAUAGUGAUAAAAAGACCGAACGCGACUUGCACUAUUUGGACGGUCACACAUACGCGAAAAAAUAAAGGAUGUAUCCUCUUUAAAGCAGACCCUAUAUAUAAAGGCAUGUAUUUAUGUAUAUCACGCACUUAAGUUAAUAAAUUAUAUAUAUAUAUAUAUAUAUACCUCCAUUACUAAGGUAUUGCAAGCUAAAUUUAUUGAAUGAAAAUCGUAUACGAUGAUUUAA
Molecule: messenger RNA, 5587 nt
Organism: Varroa destructor (honeybee mite)
Lineage: Eukaryota; Metazoa; Arthropoda; Arachnida; Mesostigmata; Varroidae
Product: guanine nucleotide-binding protein G(o) subunit alpha-like
Biological process (GO): adenylate cyclase-modulating G protein-coupled receptor signaling pathway
Cellular component (GO): heterotrimeric G-protein complex; cytoplasm
Molecular function (GO): guanyl nucleotide binding; G protein-coupled receptor binding; G-protein beta/gamma-subunit complex binding
Source: RefSeq, a predicted model, not a curated record